Molecule: messenger RNA, 6364 nt
Organism: Zootoca vivipara (common lizard)
Lineage: Eukaryota; Metazoa; Chordata; Lepidosauria; Squamata; Lacertidae
Gene: C11H1orf35
Product: chromosome 11 C1orf35 homolog
Source: RefSeq, a predicted model, not a curated record
UCUGCGUGCAGCACGUGAGUCGCAAAGUGGAGGAGUUGCUUUGCUUUGCAGAAGUGGGAGGGGGAAGGCUGGCAGUUAAGAGCAGCCCCCCAAGGACAGAAUGGCCGGAGUGUGAAAAGGCUCCUGAGGAUUGGAAUCUUGAGCUCCCUGAGGAUUGGAGUUCUACUUUAAAAGGAAGGAAGGAAAGAAGACGUUCCGGGCUCAUUCUCUCCCCUCCUUCACCAUGUUUGGCUCCUCCCGAGGGGGCGUGAGAGGAGGGCAGGACCAGUUUAACUGGGAAGAUGUAAAGACGGACAAACAAAGGGAAAACUACCUAGGGAACUCCUUGAUGGCACCCGUAGGCCGGUGGCAGAAGGGGAAGGAUCUCACGUGGUACGCUAAGGGGAAGAAAGGUGACGCGCCUCUCUCCCGGGAGGAUGAGCUGGCUGCUGUCCGGCGGGCAGAAGAGGAGGCGAUGAUGGCAGCCUUGGGUUAUAAGAAUGUGAAGAAGCAGCCGACAGGACUAAGCAAAGAGGAUCUUGCCGAGGUCUGCAAACGUGAUGGAGCAGAGCGUGACGAGAAGGCGGUGGAUCGUGUGUUGGGCCUGGGGAGUUCAAGGUGUGACGCGAGCAGGAUGAUGUUUUCCAAAGAAGACAAAGAAGCUGCCAAAAUGGGCCUUUCAGUCUUCACGCACCAUCGAACAGCAAGCAGUCCAGAGGCUUCGGCUACCAAAAAGAAACCGGAUAAAGAAGAGGAAACACGAGCUGCAGAGCCAGAGCCCAGCAAGAAAUCCAAAAAGAAGAAAGAGAAGAAGAAGAAGAAAAAGCACAAGAAAGAAAAGAAAAAAGAGAAGGAGAAGCACUGUAGAAAAAGAGAAGAUUCUUCCUCCUCCGCCACCUCUUCUCCAGACGACAGAGAGAGAAAGAGGCGACCUGCCUCGCCUCCUGAGCGCCAUCCAUCAUCCUCCCGGCAGGCUGGAGCCAGCCGCCGUGACAGCCAUUCAUCACCCGCCCAGGAAGAACAGAAACCACCCAGCAGGUGGCGCCGCAGCCCAGCCUCCUCCAGCAGCAUCAAGGAAGGGACCCCCGCCACAAAGACACAGGCCCCCAGCCGUGGAAGGAGGGAGUGUCGAAGCGGCAGCCGGUCCCUGUCUCCUAGGGGCAAAAGCACCGGGCCCCACAAGCGUCGGAGGAGCAGGUCCCCCACAUCUAUGGGAGCCAGGAGGAGGCACGACACAGAUUCCGAUGACUGAGCCUUCGUCUGGAACCAAAGAGGCUGCAGCCUUUGUUUUGGGGCCUCUCUCCUUGGCUGCUAACUGGAACUAAGUCACGGCUAAUGCAAAUGUCCCAGAGGUCCUUCUGGAGUCUAGCAGGAAGUCAGGAAGCCCCCCACCCCAAAUAAACGUUUGUACCUUAAAUGCCUUUGUGAGAAACACACCUCAGAGUUUAGGCAGCUGCCUAACAGACCCCUUUAGAAGAAGUACAGUGGUACCUCAGUUUAUGAACACAAUUGAUUCCGGAAGUCUGUUCAUAAACUGAAGCGAACUUUCCCAUUGAAAGUAAUGGAAAGUGGAUUAAUCCGUUCCAGACGGGUCCGCGGAGUACUCAACCUGAAGCGUACUUAACCCGAAGCAUGGGUGUAAUUGGUUCCGGAAGUCUGUUCAUAAACGGAAGCGUUCAUAAACUGAAGCGAACUUUCCCAUUGAAAGUAAUGGAAAGUGAAUUAUUCCGUUCCAGAUGGGUCCGCGGUGUUCGUAAACCGAAAAUUUGUAAACCGAACUGUUCAUAAACCGAGGUUCCACUGUAGUGCAGCUGAAGUGAUAGCUCUUCCGACAAGGGUUUUAAAACGCUAGGAGCGAAACUUUGAGUUGUGCAGAGCUCUUUCUCGGGCAUAGUUUUUUUUUCGAAAGGGAGGCGAUAAAUUCCCAGAGCAGCUCGUGUGCUAAACCAUAGGAGAAAUGUAGAAAGCAGAUAUUAUAUUGAUGUGUUACACACACUUACACUCAGGUCCCCCCCCCCAAAAAAAAGCUGUAAAGAGGGUUGUGCGGGAUAGAUCAGAAUGCUUUAUCAAAGCAAGAAGAGCUAAGUAUAUCUUGGAGGCUGUACUGCUGCAGAAACACCCCUCUCAAGUCCAUGAAGCCUAGUUUGCAGUGUUUUUAUUAUGUUAGAAGAAGAAGAGGAAGAGUUUGGAUUUGAUAUCCCGCUUUAUCACUACCCGAAGGAGUCUCAAAGCGGCUAACAUUCUCCUUUCCCUUCCUCCCCCACAACAAACACUCUGUGAGGUGAGUGGGGCUGAGAGACUUCAGAGAAGUGUGACUAGCCCAAGGUCCCCCAGCAGCUGCAUGUGGAGGAGCAGAGACGCGAACCCGGUUCCCCAGAUUAGGAGUCUACCGCUCUUAACCACUACACCACACUGGCUCCCAGAGUGGCUGGGGCAACCCAGUAAGAUGGGCAGGGUAUAAAUAAUAAAAUUAUUAGUAGUAGUCGUAUAUGACAUAAAAAAGUAGGAGUCUAAGCUGCCCAGGUUCCUUUUUUGUUGAUGCCUAGGGAUCGCUUCCUUAUGCAUUAGCAACAAAAGGAUUUUGUGCUGGCUUAAAGACUUAAAUGCAUUUAUUGUGGCUGAAACCUUUGUCAGGUGCAUGAAAUGGUCCCCUCGACAUGUAGGCUAUCUACCUGCAUCCAAAAAAAGCCACCCACUGAUGUGAUCCCUUCGCAUAACUCUUGACAAAGGGGGCUCUGGCCCACGAGCCCCCAAUACGCCAUACAAUAAAGGUGUUAACGGCAGGUCCACAUCCUGCAUUUAAAGUGCAUGCGAUGCGCAUUUGAAGCACCUGUCUUCCCCCAAAGAAUCCUGGGAACUAGCUUGUUAAGGAUGCUGGGAAUUGUAGCAGCUCUGUGAGGGGGGAUCUACAGUUCCCAGGAGUCGAGGGGGAAAGACAUGUACAGUAGUCAUUUUAUUUUUAAUAAAAACACAUAGACACGUACUGUACAGAACUUUAAAUGUGCGUUGGGCGUCUACUUUAAAUGUUUGGUGUGGCUCUGCAAUUAGUCUUUAAAGGAGCAGGUAAUCCUUGGUUUUGCUGCAGCAGGAUUACCUGGUUGUCGCCUUUCACUUACAUGGCAAAGUACUCUAAAAUUAGGGUCUUGCCUAAAGGGUCUUGCCUGGCGCUCACCUUGGUGUAACCACACAGCCUUGCCAUUCUCCCCUGCCAGCCCUGUCCAGGUAAACAGCAACGAGAUGGCGGGGGGGGGGCUGCUCUGUGGCUCUGCCCCCAACACUAGCCGGGUCUCAACACACACAAGCAGUAGCAGCAGCAGCAGCAGCAUCUAGAACUUGCUGCUUGCAUUCCUUUCUACCAAGGGAGGAAGGGACUGGACCGUUUUCUUAGCAUUUGUAAAACCAGUUUGUUAAAACCGCCCCGCCGUGCCACCAGCUGUUUGUAUCUUGUCAUUGGUGUUAUUUCUACCUUUACAGUAUUUUUAGGUUUAUAUUAUAUACUGCCAAGUAUGGUAAAAUGAAUGAAACCCUUUUUUAAAAAAAGAGAAGAAGAAGACGGUUGUGUGUAACGCCCGGACUUCUUUCCAGCUUCUCGAAGCCUCCUUUUUACUUUGCCAAAUUGAUUUAUUCUGUUGCUCCGUGUCCCGGAUGACCUCUGUCCCCCGCUAAGCUUUGCUCACCUGGGUAUCCAGGAUGUGGUAAGCAGGGUGUGUCUCCCUGGGAGUGUCUCGGAUUCCUCCUUUGGAGCUGCAGUGCACUGAAAAGGCGAAAAAGCGGGGAGGGGGUGGCUGCUCGCUGCCUUUUGCAGGUAGGUGAAUGGGUGGCCUUUCAUGCUGUUGCUACUUGCACAAACAGGUGAGUCGUGGCACAGGGCAAGAUGCUAUUCCUCACUCUGGCUGGUGGAGAGCAGUAGUCGGGGAGGGUCAACCUCAGGCUAGGGUCCAACCAGGCCUCUUUGGCCCUUGGAAAUCUCUCUAGGCCACACAGCCCACUGACGCCUGCUUCACUCUUCGAGGGUCCUUGCCUUGCUGGAAUGUUUCCUUGGGCUCUGGUUGCUGCACUGCCGGUGCUUGGACUAGAUGGGCCUCGCAGUCUCUUCCAACCCUAUGAUUCUAUUCUUAAAGGUAAAGGGGCCCCUGACCAUUAGGUCCAGUCACAGAUGAUUCUGGGGUUGCGGCACUCAUCUCUUUAUUGGCCGAGGAAGCAGGCAUACAGCUUCUGGGUCAUGUGGCCAGCAUGACUAAGCUGCUUCUGGCGAACCAGAGCAGCACACGGAAACACUUAACCUUCCCGCCAGAGUGGUACCUAUUUAUCUACUUGCACUUUGACAUGCUUUCGAACUGCUAUGUUGGCAGGAGCUGGGACUGAGCAGCGGGAGCUCACCCCAUCGCGGGGAUUCGAACUGCUGACCUGAUCGGCAAGCCCUAGGCUCUGUGGUUUAACCUGCAGUGCCACCCGCAUCUAUCAUUCUAUUAUUAGCCUCGUGCUAGCCUUGAUGGAGACUUCUCAGGACACUUGCCUCAAAGCAGGCUCAGGGUUUUUUGUCUUUGUUAUUAUUCGAAGCUUAGAUUUUAAAAGAAGAAGAUUGCAACUCCCAUCAGGGAGCAGGGAACCAGGCAGAGGGCCUCCUCGGUGGUGGUGCCCGCCCUGUGGAACGCCCUCCCAUCAGAUGUCAAGGAGAAAAACAGCUACCAGAUUUUUAGAAGACAUCUGAAGGCAGCCCUGUUUAGGGAGGCUUUUAAUGGUUAAUAGAUUGUUUCAUUUUUCUGUGGGAAGCCACCCAGAGUGGCUGGGGAAACCCAGCCAGAUGGGUGGGGUAUAAAUAAUAAAUUAUUGUUAUUAUCAGGCCCAGCCAGCAUGGAAAUCAGAUAGAGAUGCUGGGAGUUGCAAACCAACUAACUCUGGAGGCCCCCACAUUGGCUAACCCUGAGUUAAGAGUCUCCAGGUUGGAAGUUGUGACUUCAAACUACAUUGAGGCUGCUGCCCUUUACCUGCUUAAUUGGGAGUAAAUCCUGUUGAGCUCAGUAGACUUGUACAGGUGAAACUCGGAAAAUUAGGAUAUCGUCGAAAAGUGCAUUUAUUUCAGUAUUUAUUUAUUUCAGUAUUUCUUUUCCUUUUAAUUUUUACAAAUGCUUUCUUUUGGAAAUUCCACAGCAAUAAAACAAAUAGUUACAAUAAUACAAAAAUAAACAUCGCUAUUGCAUUUCGUUAAUUGCAUUCCAUUUAUACCGUAAUUCACCCGCCUAACGAUGAAUUAUUAAAAUUACAACAAAUAAUGGCUUGACAUAUCUUGCUUUGCAUGUCAUGCAUCUAUCUCAUAUAUUGGUUUCACCUUUUAAGUUGCUGUUCACAAACUGCUGUUCUCAUCAGGAUUCUUUGCAGGGAAACCGUAACACUUAACUUUUCCCAACUCAGCCCAGAGCCUAGGAAAAGGUGAGGUGGGUCACUGCUGGGAACGACUUGAGAAGGACAAGAUAUCUUUACUGGGGCAGGAUGGUGGUGGAUGGAAAUAGCCCUGCUUUUGAGCCUCAAUGAAAUUGGUACCUAUUUUCAUUGCUCCGUCUUGGGUACCUUCUGCAGUUUAGUUAGGAUGCACUUUCGAGGAAGAGAAUGUAUUUUUAAAAAACAAACUGCCCAAUUGCUUUACAAGGGGAUGCUUGCAGGGCUGUAAACGCAUGGAAUGGGCCUCUCUCUUAAAAACAUAUUUCUUUGGCUUCACUCGGGGUGUGUUUGGGGCCCUGAGUUUCCUGAGAAAGGAAAUGGGGGUAAGGUGGAAAAACCCUCUUGAAGCACAAACAAUAGCUCAAUAAACCCUAACCCUGCAUAACAAAAGCGGGGUGAAGGGAGGACCCUCUCACCUAUGUGUUAAGUAGGGGGGGGGGGUCACCAGUGGGAAACAAGCUUUAUGGGCCCUGCCUGGGGGUUAUAAGCCCCUGGGCAGAGAGAGAAAGAGAAGCCGAGGCUAUAGCUGUGGGAAAAGAAGCAGCAGCCACUGUGAAAUCGCAGCCCUUGUAAAAGUGCAAAACGGAAGCAGCACACACAUUUUGGAAGUUGCCCGAUGAGGGCUGAGCUGAGAUCCUAGAACUGGAGAGUUGGAAGGGAACCCAAGGGUCAUCUAGCCCAACCCCCUGCCACACAGGAAUCUCAGUGUAGAUUUUUGCUUUUUAGUCUAACCAGAGCAGGGUAGAUUCAGGUAGGUAGCCGUGUUGGUCUGACGCAGCCGAAAUAAAUUUAAAAAUUGUCCAGUUGCACCUUAGAUGGGACCCAGGUGGCGCUGUGGUUAAACCACUGAGCCUAGGGCUUGCUGAUCAGAAGGUCGGCAGUUCAAAUCCCUGUGACGGGGUGAGCUCCCGUUGCUCGGUCCCAGCUCCUGCCAACCUAGCAGUUC